AUGGCAGGAAGGGACCACCUGGACCCAGGCCCUGCAGUGGGGAACACCAGUGCGGAGCCCCCCGGCAACCUGUCCCCCCGUGAGCAGGGCUGUGCCUGGAGCCCGCAGGCGGAGGGCGGCGAGGAGCCCCUGCAGCUGCCCACCUUCUCCCCCGCUGCCCAGGCCCGCGUGGCUGUCACCUUGGUCCUCUUCGCCCUCUCUGCCAGCUGCAACCUGGCAGUGUUGCGGGCGGCGGGGGGCCGGCGGGGCAGCCGGCGCUCCCACAUCCACCUGCUGCUGUUGCACCUGGCUGUCGCUGACCUGCUGGUGACGGUGGCAGUGAUGCCGCUGGAUGCCAUCUGGAACAUCACACUGCAGUGGCGGGCAGGUGACCUGGCCUGCCGCCUCCUCAUGUACCUCCGGCUGCUGGCCAUGUACGCCUCCGCCUUCAUCACCGUCGUCAUCAGCCUGGACCGGCAGGCUGCCAUCCUGCACCCACUGGCCAUUGCCCGCGCCCGGAGGAGGAACCGCAUCAUGCUUUAUGUCGCUUGGCUCCUCAGCGCGGGGCUCUCGGUGCCACAGCUGUUCCUCUUCCACACGGUCACCCUCCGCCCUCCCCACAACUUCACCCAGUGCACCACGCGGGGCAGCUUCCCCCAGCCCUGGCAUGAGACCCUCUACAACAUGCUCGGCUUCACCUGCCUCUUCCUGCUGCCGCUGCUCAUCAUGGUCUGCUGCUACACACGCAUCCUCCUGGAGAUCUCCCGGCGCAUGGGCUCCAGCCUCUUCUCCUCCCGGGACAUGUCACUGCACUGCUCCAGGAACAACAUCCCGCGGGCACGGCUGCGCAUGCUGAAGAUGAGCCUGGUCAUCGUCUCCUCCUUCAUCCUCUGCUGGACCCCCUACUACCUGCUGGGGCUGUGGUACUGGUUCUGCCCACGGGCCAUGGAGAAAAGGGUCUCGCCAGCCCUCACCCACAUCCUCUUCAUCUUUGGUCUCUUCAACGCAUGCCUGGACCCCAUCACCUACGGGCUCUUCACCAUCCCUUUCCAGAGGGGCUGGGGCUGCCCCUGCGGGCAUGGCCCUGAGCCCCAGCCGUCCUCCCCGGCCACGGGCUCCUUCCACUGCUCGGCCUCCUCCCUGCCACCCAAGCGGGGCAUCCCGGGCACACGGGGGUGGCAGGUGCCUCCUGGCACCACCGGCUCCUGCCAGAGCAGCUCCCUGUGA
Falco peregrinus (peregrine falcon) is the source of this 1206-nucleotide messenger RNA. RefSeq names its product gonadotropin-releasing hormone II receptor-like. Gene Ontology annotation, biological process: G protein-coupled receptor signaling pathway. Gene Ontology annotation, molecular function: gonadotropin-releasing hormone receptor activity; peptide binding. Lineage: Eukaryota; Metazoa; Chordata; Aves; Falconiformes; Falconidae. Bases 1 to 1206 code for a protein of 401 amino acids. Gene Ontology annotation, cellular component: membrane. The transcript has 3 exons. The record is from RefSeq and is a predicted model, not a curated record.